Molecule: messenger RNA, 396 nt
Organism: Ilex paraguariensis (yerba mate)
Lineage: Eukaryota; Viridiplantae; Streptophyta; Magnoliopsida; Aquifoliales; Aquifoliaceae
Source: the annotation of a GenBank genome assembly
AUGACUUGGAAUCCUGCUUGUCUAGUGAUGAUCAUAAUAGAGAAGUGGAAGUUUCUACAAGCUUAUGGUACUUCAAAAUAUGAAUGCAUUUUGGAGCGGGCUUUGGUUGUGGCAUAUGUGAGUAGCUUUGCUGAUAAGGAUGGAAAAGUUUGGCAAGGUGGGGGAGGACGAAAUCCUCUACCCGAAGCACUUCAUCUCAUUGUAACCACCCCAGAGAUAGAGGCUUUUUGGCCCAAGUCGCCGAUGAAGAAGAAGCAGCAGAAGCAGUCUGCAUCUAUCUCUCUGGCAACAAGCAAUUCCACCAACCAAAGGUCUGCCGAAAAUUCAAGAACAAUCAUCAAAAAAAGAGAAGUUUCCAGCAGUGUUUAUUUUUUAUGUUUUAACCAGAAAAAUUAG